Molecule: messenger RNA, 784 nt
Organism: Oreochromis niloticus (Nile tilapia)
Lineage: Eukaryota; Metazoa; Chordata; Actinopteri; Cichliformes; Cichlidae
Source: the annotation of a RefSeq genome assembly
AUGGCCCAUCAAGCACACGCAUAUCACAUAGUUGACCCCAGCCCAUGACCCCUAACAGGCGCCGUAGCCGCCCUCCUAAUAACCUCUGGUUUAGCAAUCUGAAUGCACUUCCACAAUACAACCUUAAUAACUCUAGGCCUAAUUCUCCUUCUCCUAACAAUGUACCAAUGAUGACGAGAUAUCAUCCGAGAAGGAACAUUUCAAGGACACCACACUCCUCCUGUCCAAAAAGGCCUUCGAUACGGUAUAAUUCUCUUUAUUACUUCGGAAGUUUUCUUUUUUCUAGGCUUCUUCUGAGCCUUUUACCACUCUAGCCUCGCCCCCACCCCUGAACUGGGAGGCUGCUGACCCCCUACAGGAAUCACCCCCCUUGACCCCUUCGAAGUACCACUACUCAACACAGCCGUCCUACUAGCUUCUGGAGUUACAGUUACUUGAGCACACCAUAGCAUUAUAGAGGGACAUCGAAAAGAAGCUAUUCAAUCCCUUGCCCUAACCAUUCUUUUAGGCUUUUACUUCACCUUCCUCCAAGCCAUGGAAUACUACGAAGCCCCCUUCACAAUCGCAGACGGAGUUUAUGGCUCCACCUUUUUCGUAGCAACUGGCUUCCAUGGACUUCACGUAAUUAUUGGCUCUACUUUCCUGGCCGUCUGCCUUCUACGGCAAGUUCAAUACCACUUUACAUCAGAACACCACUUCGGAUUCGAAGCAGCUGCCUGAUACUGACACUUUGUAGACGUUGUCUGAUUAUUCCUCUACAUCUCAAUUUACUGAUGAGGCUCAU